CAGAUGGGGCAUUCAUGCAAUAUAGCUUUGAUAGCCAUUUAACACGUCUAAAAAGCCUACCCUGAAAAUUAUUUAGGGUAGAAUCAGUUUUGUGCAAACAAGAAUGAGAAAGAGGCAAAACCUUUUAAUUAAUUUUGAUUAAAUUAUACUACAUGAAUCAUCAGUACAGCAACAUCAAAUCUGCACAAGGUUUUAUUGAGAAUCUUGUUAUAGAUAAAUUGGCAGAGAUUUUUCAGCUCUUACUAGGUUAAAAGGAAAUAGUAUUUCCUAAGUAUCUCUUUCUGACAAAGAAUUUUAGCACUUUAAAAAUAGAGAUCCGGUUUUCCCAUUCCGCUCUCAACAGGCCAUUCAGUGGACGGGAACGCAGUCCCUGGUCAGCUUCCCGAUGAUAGCAUCCCGUUCCAAGAUCAGAAUGUACUUGUGAUGUUCCCCUGUGGAGAUAACUUCAUCGGGAAGGAUGUACACCCUGCUGUCUGGUCUGUACAAGUAUAUGUUCCGGCGAGACGAAUACUGCAUCUUGAUCCUCGGAUUGGACAAUGCUGGGAAAACGACCUUCCUCGAGCAGACGAAAACAAGGUUUAACAGGAAUUGCAAAGGGAUGAGCUUAUCCAAAAUCACAACCACCGUGGGUCUGAACAUUGGCACUAUAGAUGUGGGCAAAGCUAGGCUCAUGUUCUGGGAUCUUGGAGGACAAGAAGAGCUUCAGUCUCUCUGGGAUAAGUAUUAUGCAGAAUCCCAUGGUGUCAUCUACGUUAUUGACUCUACUGAUGAAGAAAGGCUUUCCGAAUCCAAACGAGCUUUUGAAAGGGUGGUGACCAGUGAAGUUCUGGAAGGCGUUCCAUUGUUGGUCCUGGCCAACAAACAGGAUGUAGAGAACUGCCUGUCGAUCCCUGAUAUCAAGACCGCAUUUAGUGACUGCAUCAACAAAAUCGGGAAGAGGGACUGCUUGACUCAGGCCUGCUCUGCUCUCACUGGCAAAGGCGUGCAUGAGGGGAUCGAGUGGAUGGUGAAGUGUGUGGUGAGGAAUAUUCAUCGCCCCCCAAGGCAGAAGGACAUAACGUAGCGAGCCCCUGAAGAACUGAGCACCAGCGCCCUCGUCCUGCGCAGGCUCCCUGCUUUUUCUCUCUCUCCUGUCCUCUUCCUCUCUCUCAAGGAGAGACUCCGAAACUCCGGGUUUGUUCUUCGCUGGCGUGUGUUAAGGGUGCACACGUCCUCCUUUGAUUUCUCACAGACUAACUCCUGAACAGAGAAGGACCCUGACUCCAGUUUCUGUCUAGUGAUUCCUCGCAAGUCCAUUGCACAAAGAGAGGCGAUCGUCUUUGCGUGGGCAUUGGAGCCCCUUAAGGAUUGCGACUCCCUCUGCAUCGCUUCAGCCUGCAGGGCUGAGAGGUCUUCGUGAUUAGCCAAAUGGAAAUAGGUGCUUGAACUAUUGAAAAUCUCACAUUCCACUUGAGGUCUGGACUUGUUUCUAGACUGGAGCUGUAUGAACACCAACAUCUCAGUCUAUUUAUAUGCUGCAGGGGGAUUGGAAGUGGGAUAUGGAACAGGCGAAGCAUGUUGCAGACCCUCUGGUGGGGGACGGGGGGAUCAGAAGCGCUCUGGGGCUGAGGCUGCUUCUGCUCUUCUUAAUGUUACUAUACAGGGUCAAGAUUGAUUUCUAGUCUUUGAUUUCCAGGUUGGCUUUGUUACUUUCAUCUGUGAUGUUACAGAAAUAAAAGCCAAAGACUGCAGUAUGAUUCAUACCCCGCAGUGGGCUGUGCUGGUGGCAGGUUCCUUCAGAGGUUUUGUGCCUCUGGUUCUUUCACUUAAAUGGCAAAUUCCUCUGUGAGCUGUUCUGUAACUGGUGAAACCAAUCCAGGAAACUGUAUGGGGAUUCUUGUCCAAUAAAGUUGCAUAUCCUUCUGUCCA
Messenger RNA from Varanus komodoensis (Komodo dragon), 1908 nucleotides. RefSeq names its product ADP ribosylation factor related protein 1 (gene ARFRP1). The record is from RefSeq and is a predicted model, not a curated record. Bases 458 to 1063 code for a protein of 201 amino acids. NCBI's taxonomy places the organism in Eukaryota, Metazoa, Chordata, Lepidosauria, Squamata, Varanidae. Gene Ontology annotation, biological process: intracellular protein transport; Golgi to plasma membrane protein transport; protein localization to organelle. The transcript is spliced from 8 exons. Gene Ontology annotation, cellular component: Golgi apparatus. Gene Ontology annotation, molecular function: GTPase activity; GTP binding.